Molecule: messenger RNA, 600 nt
Organism: Papilio machaon (common yellow swallowtail)
Lineage: Eukaryota; Metazoa; Arthropoda; Insecta; Lepidoptera; Papilionidae
Exons: 3
Coding region: 46-516 (156 amino acids)
Source: RefSeq, a predicted model, not a curated record
UAUACCUGCCGGCCGGCGCGCGCGCACGCACUCGUCGCCGCCAACAUGCUCGCCGCGCCGCUCGUGCUAAUGCUGCUCGCCGUGUGGGUCGCGGAGUCUGUCUCGGGUCAGGCCAUGAUCUUCAAGUCGUCAACACUCAAAGGUUACGGGUUCAGGGAGCCAGACAAAGCACUGGGCCCCUACUACAUCCCCGACCGCCAGUGCUCCGGCGUCGUGUACAAUCUGACGAGCGUUUGUCGCUACGUGAACGUGGUGCGAGUUUCGGCGACGGACGCUGCUGGCUACCCCGACAUCAGCAUCGACGGCCUACUGGAGCGAGCGGCCGUGCGGCGCCGCGCGGGGCCCGCUGGCUGCGCGGGCCGCGUGCGCGUGCACGUCGCUGUGGGCUGCGGUAUGUCGCGCCGAGUCGCUCGCGCCGCUCCCGCUGGCCUCACAGACGCCCCGCAAUUGCCACAGCCGCAAUCGCGCCGCCUGCCGCCCAUGUCGCCUCCUCCCUUUCCUGUUGACGGACAAUAAUGACGACUUGAUAAAAAAUUAUAUGUUUUAUCUAAACAAAGUUAAGUACAGAAUAACAUUGAAUAAAAUCAAUUUCUAUCCCAA